GAUAUGAGUCACUUGAUCAGUGUCUUAAUCCUUCUUCUCAAAAUCUACGCGACGAAAUCUUGCGCUGGAAUCUCUCUCAAGACUCAAGAGCUAUAUGCGCUUGUGUUCUUGACUCGGUACUUGGAUCUGUUUACGGAUUAUGUAUCUCUGUACAACAGCGUGAUGAAGAUUGUCUUCAUUGCUAGCUCUUUGGCUAUCGUUUGGUGUAUGCGUAGGCAUCCACUAGUGAGGAGGUCAUACGAUAAGGACCUGGACACAUUUCGUCAUCAAUAUGUUGUGUUAGCAUGUUUUGUUCUGGCACUUAUCCUGAAUGAAAAAUUCACAUUUCAAGAGGUGUUCUGGGCGUUUUCUAUCUACUUAGAGGCAGUUGCUAUCCUUCCCCAGUUGGUUCUGCUACAGAGAAGUGGGAAUGUUGACAAUUUAACUGGGCAAUAUGUUGUCUUUCUCGGGGCGUAUCGUGGACUCUAUAUCAUCAACUGGAUCUAUCGCUAUUUCACAGAAGAUCAUUUCACUAGAUGGAUUGCUUGUGUGUCCGGUCUUGUCCAAACAGCUCUCUACGCGGAUUUUUUCUACUACUACUACAUAAGCUGGAAAACCAACACCAAACUUAAGCUUCCGGCUUGAAAAGAACCCGAAAUUUUUUGCAAUAGUAUCAAUAUCCAGGAAGUUAAAGCAAUGGUGAUUAGUGACAUUAGAAAAGAGAGACAUGGUUUAUAUUUGGUUUCUCCCUCUUUCUAACAAUGAGUUGAAAUUGAAUGAUGCAGGAUUGUUGUUUAAAAUGUCCUUUUUUAGUCUUUUAAUGCACAUUGUAACUUUCCCAACGAUUUUAGACCUU
Molecule: messenger RNA, 835 nt
Organism: Arabidopsis arenosa
Lineage: Eukaryota; Viridiplantae; Streptophyta; Magnoliopsida; Brassicales; Brassicaceae
Source: the annotation of a GenBank genome assembly